AUGUCUGCCAUUGGAUCUUUAAUUUUCUGCACAGACUGUGGAAAUCUCCUACCAGAGUCGACUGGUGAUCCGACUAAGGUCCUUGUCUGCGAUGUUUGCGGCGCUUGGAAUAAAGAUACUGUUCCCAACACGAUCAUCUCCGAGUCAAAACCGAAUUCCUUCCCGUCGACUUUGAGAGCCAAGAGAUCUGCAGUUCAGACCUUGACAGCUGAAGAUAAGCGAACUGAGGCACUGGCGCAACAUACAUGUGCCAGAUGUGGGAGGAAGGAGAUGUACUUCACAACUGUGCAGUUGCGUAGUGCAGAUGAAGGAAGUACAGUGUUCUACACCUGUGUUUGCGGUUACAAGGAAACCACAAACAACUAG
Aspergillus thermomutatus is the source of this 366-nucleotide messenger RNA. Its product is annotated as DNA-directed RNA polymerase I core subunit RPA12. Bases 1 to 366 code for a protein of 121 amino acids. NCBI's taxonomy places the organism in Eukaryota, Fungi, Ascomycota, Eurotiomycetes, Eurotiales, Aspergillaceae. The transcript has 3 exons. Gene Ontology annotation, molecular function: nucleic acid binding; DNA-directed RNA polymerase activity; zinc ion binding. Gene Ontology annotation, cellular component: RNA polymerase I complex. The record is from RefSeq and is a predicted model, not a curated record. Gene Ontology annotation, biological process: DNA-templated transcription; termination of RNA polymerase I transcription.